Molecule: messenger RNA, 390 nt
Organism: Macrosiphum euphorbiae (potato aphid)
Lineage: Eukaryota; Metazoa; Arthropoda; Insecta; Hemiptera; Aphididae
Source: the annotation of a GenBank genome assembly
AUGAACAGGAUUGAGAGGAAAGAAAAGAUGCACGUAUCUCAACAGAUCGAGCAAACAACAAAAUACAGCACGGACUACGGAGGGCAUUGCAGGAAAACUGCAAAACCCAACACCGGUGGGUCCGGUGACCUGCAGAGACUGCAAACAUCGCGAUCAUCCGACAGAACAACAGCCGAAGACAAAACUCUGAGAUACGAGAGGGAAGCGGCACUACACGUGGCGACUCUUUCCACUCCAAUCACUUUAUGUGGAUACCGCCACACAGUGGCAGGCGUGCCCCGGGACAUUAGUAGGAAACCCUGCACAGCAAGGUUGGUCACCGUCCGGGUGAUCGCGAUUGAGAGCAAAAGGGCCGGUCGAGGAUGCGGAGGCCAAUACAGACGCCACUGA